Messenger RNA from Cicer arietinum (chickpea), 2625 nucleotides. RefSeq lists its product as uncharacterized. NCBI's taxonomy places the organism in Eukaryota, Viridiplantae, Streptophyta, Magnoliopsida, Fabales, Fabaceae. The record is from RefSeq and is a predicted model, not a curated record. Gene Ontology annotation, biological process: proteolysis. Gene Ontology annotation, molecular function: aspartic-type endopeptidase activity; zinc ion binding; nucleic acid binding.
AUGGUGGGUUGUCUCCGGGCGAGUAAGGUAGGGUUUGGUGGAGGUGGGUUUGAUUUUGUGGUAAAGGAAGGGUUGGGUGUGAAACGAUUGUGGGGAGAGGAGGCAAUUUUUAGGCGACGAUUGAUGCAUGAAUUUGAACGAUCAUUGAGUUUAUCAUGUUGGAGUUUGGCCAAGCUAAUGGUGUUAGAGAGUGAAACAAGUGCUAAGCGAAGUUCCAAGGAAUCAAAAGCCGUUGUUAUGCAUCCACUGAAACCAAGACAAUGCUUCACCCUCCAUGUAGAAAGAAGCAAUAUUGAGACGUUAAUUAUGGCUGAAGGAUCUAGGAGGAAUCUUGCCCCUGAAGAUAGUAUGACUCCAACACCCACUGUUGAACCAUGGGAAAAGGUUAUGGAAGCUAUUCAAAUGCAAGCAACGACUACCCAUAAUCUGGUACAACAAAUGGCAAUGCAAAGAGAUAACACUGCAAAUGCCAACAGGGUGUUUUAUGAUUUUCUAAAGUUGCAGCCUCCAUUAUUCCAGGGCAGCCACAAUCCCUCAGAGGCUCAAGCUUGGUUGAAUGAGAUUAAAAAGGCAUUUGAAGUAGUGCCUUGUACUGAAGAACAAAAAGUGGCAUUUGCUGCCCACCUACUAAAGGGUGGGGCAGAACAAGUAUUAUCCAAAAAGUGCCAGAAGACAAAAAGAGAUGGAGUUUGUGCACCUGCAAUGUCUGUUGCAGAGUAUGUUGUUAAGUUUGAAGAAUUGGCUAGAUUUUCUCCACAUGCUCAAUAUGCACCCACAGAAGAAUGGAAGAUAAACCAAUUCGAAUGGGGAUUGAGACCUGAAAUCAGAGGGAACAUAGGCCAUAUGGAGAUUACUAACUAUUCUACUCUUGUACACAAGAGCUACAUUGUUGAAGACAAUUUAAAGAAGGUACAAGAGGAGAGACAGGUUAAGUGGCAACAAAAGAAAGAGUCUGGAAAAUUUGGUCAACAAUUGAAGGUAAAGACUCCCCAAGGAAAGGGAAAACAAGUACAGACAUCUAGUUCCCCAAGAGCAAAGAAGUGUCUUAAGUGUGGUAGAGAUCAUGGGGGAGAGUGCUUGGUUGGAAAACAAGUCUGCUACUACUGUAAACAGCUUGGUCAUAUGGCUCCCUUUUGCCCAAUACGCCAAAAACAAGCAGAGUCCAACCCAAACAAGUCUAACACUGGAAGGGUCUUUGCUCUCAGUGCAAAGAAAGGUAUGAAUCAUAAUCUAAUAACUAGCACUGGAUUCAUAAAUGAAAUUCCUUUAAUUGUCAUGUUUGACACUGGUGCAUCCCAUUCUUUCAUCUCCUCUGAUUUUGUUUUGCAACAUAAUCUUCCUGUACUUGAAAUGCCUUAUCCCUUAAUUGUAAGCACUGCAUCUAAGAAUUCAAUAAAUACCUCCUUAGUAUGUCACCAGUUCCCAAUCACUCUGUUUGAUAGAGUUUUUCCAAUAAACCUAGUCUGUUUGCCCCUUAAGGGCUUGGACAUCAUAUUAGGAAUGGAUUGGAUGUCUGAUCAUUCAGUAACUUUGAUUUGCCAUGGUAGGAAAGUCAUAAUUCCUCCAAGAAUUCCCCAACCAGAGGAAACCAAUUACCGCUCCUUGACCAACAGUUCCAUACUCUUCCAAUGUCUGACUAAUGGGUUUCAAGGCGUAUUAUUAUUACUAUCCUCUAACUCAGGGUCUGAAAUGGACUUGUCCAAUAUUCCUGCAGUCAGUGAGUUUGAGGAUGUCUUUCUAGAGGAUGUGACAUCUUUGCCUCCUGAAAGAGAAGUAGAGUUCUCAAUAGAUUUGGUCCCUGGAACAGGACCAAUCUCCAUUGCCCCUUACAGGAUGCCCCCAUUAGAAUUGAGUGAGUUGAAAAACCAAUUAGAGGACUUGAUAACCAAGCAGUUUAUCCGACCAAGUGUGUCUCCUUGGGGAGCCCCAGUGCUCUUGGUAAAGAAGAAGGAUGGCAGCAUGAGGUUAUGCAUAGAUUAUAGAAAAUUGAAUAAAGUGACCAUCAAGAAUAAAUACCCUCUGCCCAGAAUUGAUGACCUUUUAGACCAAUUAGGGGGAGCUACUGUGUUCUCCAAAAUUGACUUGAGGUCAGGGUACCACCAAAUCAGAAUAAAAUCAGAUGAUAUACCAAAAACAGCAUUUAGAACUAGGUAUGGGCAUUAUGAAUUUUUGGUUAUGCCUUUUGGUGUAACCAAUGCUCCAGUUGUGUUCAUGGAUUACAUGAAUAGAAUUUUUAGGCCAUACUUAGAUAAGUUUGUGAUAGUAUUUAUAGAUGACAUACUAAUAUACUCUAAGACUCCAGAAGAACAUGCAAGCCAUGUGAUCAAUGAGAAAGGAGUGGCAGUGGAUCCCUCCAAAGUAGAGGCAGUGCUGAAAUGGGAACAUCCUAGGAAUGUGACAGAGGUUAGGAGUUUCUUAGGACUGGCGGGAUCCAACCUAAAGCAUCAAAACCAUCGAGAGUUGGAAAUGAUCGAGCUUAAUUUGCUUGAUGGAGGUGGUUGUGAAAUGAUCGAGCUUAAUGGCCAUGAGAGUUGGAAAUCCAGCGGGGGCCAAGCCAGUUCGCAUAUGCGUAAGUUCAGUCGAGAGUUAAGUGAGGUUGGCCUUAAAGGCUUGUUGAUUGAGUAA